UUUUGGGCUGUAAUUCCCAUUUUUUGGGUGCCAGGAGGCAGCUGGCGCAGGGGGAGCUGGCGCGGGCGCUGGGGCGUUCCUGGGCCGGCUGCAGGAGGAGCUCAGGGACGCCAUGGACGCCAUGGGCUGCACCCGCUGCGGGGGACGCCACAGGCGGUUCCAGCUGGACAGGGACCCCCGCGGUGGCCGCUGGUGUGCCCCGUGCGGGGGGUGGCACGCGGCCGAAGAAGGUGACCUGUGGGCGGAGUCCAGCCUGCUGGGCCUCAAGGUCACCUACCUGGCCCGCAUGGACGGCCACAUCUACGACGUCACCGAGUGGGCGGGCUGCCAGCGCGUGGCCAUCUCCCCGGACAGCCACCGUGUCCCCUACCACCUGUCCUUCGGUGCCAGGACAGCCACGCCGGCCGGACGCCAGCGGGCCCCCCCCAAGGGCAGCCCCCCGACCCCCGCUGACCUCCAGGAUUUCCUGGCCCGCGUUUUCCAGGGAAAUCCGGGCGAGGCCGGGGGGGCUUUCCCCGCCCCCCCCGGGGCUGCGGGACCCCCCCAGGGACCCCCCCAGCCCCAGGGGGGCCCCCCCAGGGGGGACACGAAGCACAAGAGGAGGAAGAAGGGGCGGCGGCCGCUGCCGCGCUGAGGAGACCCCCGACCCCCACCCCAAAAAAAACAAAAAAAGGGCUUGGAAUAAAAUAAAUCUAUUUUUUUUU
This is a messenger RNA of Serinus canaria (Common canary), 704 nucleotides long. RefSeq names its product DnaJ heat shock protein family (Hsp40) member C14 (gene DNAJC14). NCBI's taxonomy places the organism in Eukaryota, Metazoa, Chordata, Aves, Passeriformes, Fringillidae. Gene Ontology annotation, molecular function: dopamine receptor binding. The record is from RefSeq and is a predicted model, not a curated record. The transcript has 4 exons. The coding region runs from base 113 to 634 and encodes 173 amino acids.